Molecule: messenger RNA, 15903 nt
Organism: Daphnia magna
Lineage: Eukaryota; Metazoa; Arthropoda; Branchiopoda; Diplostraca; Daphniidae
Product: prolow-density lipoprotein receptor-related protein 1
Exons: 42
Coding region: 863-15202 (4779 amino acids)
Molecular function (GO): protein binding; calcium ion binding
Source: RefSeq, a predicted model, not a curated record
CCAGUGCAGAUCGCGCCUUGUGUAGUACGAGACAGCUUCCCUAAGCUGUGUUAACAGAAGAGACGAAGAGUCGACACUCGACAGUGGUCGUUCAGCCAGAAGCUGACAACAGCUUACGUGCUGCUCUAUCGAUCCUUUUUUAAAUUAACGUGCUUGUGUGCAUUGCUGCCAACCGUGUUUAGUGCCCAAGUGUUGUGUCCUCACCGGUGAUAUACAAAAACAGAUAGUGGCGUGUAAAGCGUCAGAGAAAACAGCGAAUAUCGAGUGUAUUUUGUCAAAACCCAUCUCCAGAGCAUAAACAUCCUUGGUCCCGGCUAUAUUUAGCCUUGCUUUUUUUUGUUUUAAACGUUGAAUAACUUGUUUGUUAACAACUUUUCGACCAGAGCUCGUUCAGCUUAUAUUUCUCUCCCUCUACUUCCACCUCUGUUGGGGGAUGACUGGGAAAUAAAAUAGCACUUUUGGUGUUUUUUUUCCCUCUUCUUUCUUUCUCUCUCUCUCUCCCUCUCUCUCUUCUGGGGCUCUCUUCUUCUUCUGCCUCCCUUGUUCUCUUCUGUUUCGACGACGAAAAAGAGGGGUUAGAGGGAUAGCCCGAUUUGAGGUAUAUAAAUAUAUGCAAGACACAGUGCAGGACACAGCAGGGGAAAAAGAAAACAUGCCCCAAAGAAUGCCUGGGGCAUGUCAAGGUGAAGGUGAUUGCCAAUGCCGUCAAUAGGUCGAUCCUUGAUCUGCAUGAGUGGCUGAACUUGGAACGGCAACACACAAAAAAGAAAACAAAAAAAAAAUCGUGUGUGAUCCUCAAAUUUUGUGUCCGGUGGAUUCAGCGACAGCCUCGAAAAAGAGAAGGACGAGGACGUCCACUUCCAUGGCUUUUUCACGGCAUUACCUUGCUGUCUGCUUCGUCUUCUCAGCCGCUAUCCUCACAUCCCUCUCAUCCAUCAGCCAAGAUGGCGAUGCUGUCAAGUGCAACGGACCCGACCAGUUUGCCUGCGCCGACGGAUUACGAUGCAUCCCGGCCAAUUGGCGAUGCGAUAGCUCGCCGGACUGCGCUGACACAUCCGAUGAACCAUCCGACUGUCCGCCACUAACUUGCCAACCGGGACAGUUUCAAUGCGCUGGGAGUGGCCAUUGCAUCCCCAUCAACUGGGUAUGCGACGGUGAAGCCGACUGCGGCGCAUCCAUACCCGGUAUCGAUUCGUCUGACGAGGACCCCGUCAAGUGUCACGCGAAUAGCACUUGCCCCCCGAACAACUUCCGCUGCCCGGAUGGAUCUGGUUGCCGCCUUAUCGCGUCUCUUUGCGACGCGUCGGCCGAUUGCGCCGAUGGCUGGGACGAAGGAGCCUUUUGCAAGAACGUUAGCCAAUGCCAAGGCGCCGGAUGUCAGCACGGAUGCAAGCCGAGCGCUGACGGACCUCUGUGCUUCUGCAAAGAGGGAAGUCAACCUAAUGGAACCGAUUGCAUUGAUGCCGACGAGUGUGCCGUAGAAGGCUCUUGUGAUCAAUUAUGCACCAACAGCAACGGGUCCUUCAGUUGCGAUUGCAUUAGCGGAUACCAGAAAGACGGCCAGCGAUGUCACGCUCUCAAUGAACCUGAAAACGAACUUGCCUCGCUGUUGUUGGUGACUUCGAUCGAUGUGCGCCAUGUCCACCUCAACGGUACCCCCAUUAACGGAGCUAGCAGACACGCCACGGUAGAAACGCAGACUCUGGAAUUUAAUCAUCGCAAUCGUACCGUUUGCUGGCUGUACCACCUCAUUCCCAUGGUUGUCCUACGUUGUGCUCUUGUGGCCGACUUGACCGUUAGCUGGGAUUUGCCACCGCCCACCAUGUUUAGUUUGAAUACUGUCAGCCAAAUUGCAUUGGAUUGGCUAUCGGGUAACUGGUAUUUUCUCGAUGACAACAAGGAACUGAUCUUCUUAUGCAAUAGCACGUUGACUAUUUGCACGACAGUGGUAGAGGUCAAUUUAAAUAAGCCCCGAGCACUGGCCUUAGAUCCUCCUAACGGACUCAUUUUCUUUACGGUUUUUGGCUAUAAUUCGCCACGAAUUGAACGUGCUGCAUUAGAUGGUAGCAAUCGACAAAUCGUCGUCAGCGAUAAAGUCGUUUAUCCCGUAGGUUUGGCACUAGACUUGGCCAACAGUUACAUCUACUGGAUAGAUACAUAUUUGGACGUCAUAGAGCGAGCCAGUUAUGAUGGCUCCAGAAGGAAAACUGUCAAAAAAGGCUAUUUGGUAAGAAACCUCUAUGGCAUCACCUUGUUUGAGAACGAUUUGUACGUGACCAACUGGCGUAAUGAGAGCGUGUAUCGCAUCAACAAGUAUACGGGCGAUUCUGUGCUAGCCUUGAAGAGCAACAAAAGUCGACCGUUUUCCAUCCACGCCUAUCAUCGUCAGCGUCAGCCAGAAGGCAUCAACUCGCCGUGCAAGCUGGCCAACAACAAUUGCCAGCACCUAUGCGUUCCCCUGGGAAAGGAUGGAAAUGCCAGUGGUAAUGCCACCACUCAAGGCAACUCAAAUGCCAUUUGCAUGUGUAAGGCCGGAUAUAAAUCCGUCAAGGAUGGGCGGUGUACCCCCAUUAAACAGGCACAGUUUCUCGUCUACGCCCAAGGAAAACCCUCCAUGAUUAAAAGCGUCGGAUUGAUGCCUGUUGGAUCUCCCGCGUGGCCGUCCACGUCGGGUGAGAGCUGGCACCAACAAGCCAUGGUGCCCAUUACCGAGGUGGGCUUGGUUGGUGCUCAUGACUUUCACGUGGCGUCCCAGUCCAUCUAUUUUUCCGACCGUCUGAGAUUGACGAUCGAACGUCAGAAAAUUGACGGCAGUAGCCGUCAAGUACUUUUGGAGCAGGGAUUGGACUCGUGCCAGGGCCUGGCCAUUGAUUGGAUGAGUCGUAAUAUAUACUGGAGUGACGAAGGGCGGGGAGCCAUCAGCGUAGCCCGUCUUGACAGUUUGGGGGAGACCAGUCUUAGCAAACGGCGUCUGCUCAUUAGCGUACCACACCCGCGUUCAAUCGUCGUCGACCCGAAACGUGGUCUCAUGUACUGGUCUCAGUGGGAGUCGGUCGUCCAGGUCUCAGUACUGGACAUCAACACACCGGCCACUAUCCAGCGUGCCUGGAUGGAUGGCACUCACAUAGAAGUACUGGUCAGACAGAAUUUGCAUUGGCCCAACGGAUUGACUAUCGACUACACGGGCAAGAAGAUGUACUGGUGCGAUGUCCAUCUCGGUCGCAUCGAACGGAUUAAUUUGGAUGGCACCAAACGAGAGCUGAUUGCGUCAGCCUCGGAGAGCCUCCACCGGCCCUACGGAUUAGCCAUCAGCGACAGUUUCCUUUACUGGACGGAAAAAGAUGUCGGGAAAAUCCAACGGCUUUCGUUGAACAACCUCUCCCUACCGAUCGAAACGUUACGCACCGAAAAUCGGGUCCUGUUUGAUAUCAAACUUUUCGACAACACAUCUCAAACAGGAGAGAACAUCUGCAGCUCAAACCCUUGUCCGGAUCUGUGUGUAGUGGUGCCCAAGGGGCAUGUCUGUCUAUGCCGCGAGGGAUUCCAAUCUGAUCCGAAGAACAACCAGUCAUGCACGGUCCCGACCGCCGAAUUGACGACGUGCGACCCUAUCCAAGAGUUCCGUUGCCGUCGAAGUGGCACUUGCAUCGAAAAACGGUUCCUAUGCGACGGAGAUUUCGAUUGUCCCGAUCAAUCGGACGAAGAUACGGCGCCUGGUGGCUCUUGCGAACAUGUCACGUGCCGCAAGGACCAGUUCAAGUGUCGGACUAUCGGCUGCGUUGCAAGGUCAUGGGUCUGCGACGGCGAUCGCGAUUGCAACGACGGGUCAGACGAAGAAGAAUCGCUCUGCCAAAACUCGUCGUGCAACAGUAAUCAAUUUACAUGUCGCCAGACGGGUCGUUGUAUCCCCAAAGUCUGGGAAUGUGAUUCGGAUCAUGAUUGCGGAGCUGGGGAUACUUCCGAUGAACAUGACGGCUGCGCCAAUCAGAAAUGCGGCGUGGACGAGUUUACGUGCGCCAGCGAGAUGUGCGUACCGCUGGAUUUCGUUUGCGACCGCGACGACGAUUGCCGCGACGGGUCUGACGAGAAAAAUUGCCAACACAUGUGCGAGUCUCCUGAGCAUUAUUACUGCGCUGCCGAUAACAAAUGUUUGUCUGCCGCCGCACUCUGCAACGGUGUCGUCGAGUGCAGCACCCGAGAAGACGAAACUAAUUGUUCGGCCGUCUCCAAACACGGAUGCGAAUCCCACGAGUACGACUGCGGAGAUGGCAACUGCAUUCCUUCGUUAUUGGUGUGCAAUUUGCAGCACGAUUGCGUAGACGGAUCCGACGAACAAGGAUGCGUCAAUGUCACUUGCCGGCCAGGCGAAUUUGUUUGUGCCGAUAAUUCACGUUGCUUGCCGGCCAUGUGGCGGUGUGACGGGAGCGAGGAUUGCUCUGAUGGUUCUGAUGAAAAAGGAUGUGCAUCCAAGACUCCUACAUGUCUGCAUCCGUCCCGAUUGUGCGAUAAUCAAACAAGAUGCAUUGACCCCAGUAUGCUCUGCAAUGGCAAAACAGACUGCCGGGACGGCUCUGACGAAUCGGACCGAUGCGGAGAACAACUUUGUUCACAUGUCCACGACUGUAGCCACAUAUGUCAUAACGCUCCCGAAGGGGUCGUCUGCUCCUGCCCUACUGAAUCGGGAAUGACGCUUGGCAACGAUAGCAAAACUUGCUCCGUAUCUCAUCCGUGUGAACAAUGGGGUACUUGUUCCCAGCUGUGUAUACCGGUCAAAUCCAAACACCAUUGUUCCUGUUUGCCUGGUUACGAGAAACAACAAGAUGGCUUUACUUGCAAGAGCCUCGAUUCAUCGACACCCUACAUCAUCUUCAGCAAUCGACACGAAUUGCGAGGAAUCGAUUUGCAUACGCAUAACGUCAAGGCGCUUAUUUCCAGCUUGAAGAACACGAUCGCCCUGGAUUUCUAUCACAGCGCUGAAGCCGAUGUGAUUUUUUGGACCGAUGUAGUUGAUGACAAAAUUUAUCGAGGAACGCUCGUCGGAGGAUCCCUCACCAACAUCGAAGUUGUCGUCCAAACUGGACUGGCUACAGCCGAGGGUUUGGCCGUUGAUUGGAUUGGCGAGAACCUUUAUUGGGUCGAAAGCAAUCUCGACCAGAUCGAAGUGGCCAAACUCAACGGAAGCUUCCGGCGGACGCUGAUUGCCGGCAAUAUGGAAAGCCCGAGAGCUAUUGCCUUGGAUCCCCGUCAUGGUAUCCUGUUUUGGACAGAUUGGGAGUCGGGUCAACCGCGUAUCGAGUCGUGCAGCAUGAGUGGCGACGGCAGGAAAGUUGUCGUUCGGGUUGACUCCGUUUCAGAUGGAGCCUGGCCAAACGGCCUCACUCUUGAUUAUGCUGCUCAACGGAUCUAUUGGAUUGACGCCCGCUCUGAUUCAAUUCACACGGCCAAAUAUGAUGGAACAGAUCCACGAGAAAUCUUACGAGGGCACGAAACCCUUUCACAUCCGUUCGCCAUCGCCUUGUUUGAAAACCAUGUAUAUUGGACCGAUUGGCGGACGAAUUCCGUCAUCCGAGCAAACAAGUGGAACGGCACAGAUGUCACUGUGAUUCAGCGGACACUGACCCAGCCCUUCGACAUCCAGAUAUUGCAUCCCAGCCGUCAGCCAUCUGAUUUCGAAAAUCCGUGCGGCACAAAGAAUGGCAACUGUUCUCACUUGUGCUUAUUGAAUUUUAACAGCACUUAUCGCUGCCAUUGUCCACAUGUUAUGAAGCUGGCUGAAGACGGACGGAGUUGCAUUCGCAAUGAACGCGUUCUUCUCUUCUCGCGGCCGAACGAGAUUCGUGGAGUGGACUUGGACAACCCGUAUUACCACAUCAUUCCACCCAUCAGCCUUCCACAAGUGCUUCAGGCUGUUCAGCUGGAUUUUUAUGGCCAGGAGCGGCGAAUUUUCUGGGUUGAUGCCCAGCUGAAUGAGGUGAAACGGGUCGGACUGGUCGGUUCGCCCGUCGAGACGGUCAUCGAUACAGCCAUUAAGAAUCCGCAUGGUAUGGCCGUUGACUGGCUAUCUGGCAACCUCUUCUUCAGCUCCAACGACGGACUACGCAAUCACAUUUCUGUGUGCAGCCUGGACGGUGAAUUUGUGACUCGCAUCAUAGAAGACGUUUAUCAAGUAAGAUCGAUGGCCGUCGAUCCAACCCAAGGUAAACUUUUCUGGAGUGAGACGGAUCGGCCGGAACAACAAGAACAUGUCAUCUUCAUGGCCAACAUGGAUGGCAGUGAUCGCACGAUUUUGGCUAAGCUGACGGCCCAUCCAGAGGAUUCUCCCAAAAGCUUGAGCUUUGAUCUCAAAGAUAAUCGUCUCUACUGGAUCGAUUUCGAGACCCAAUCAAUCCAGUAUUACAAUUUCGCCAUUAAGCAAGUUGUCCAAUUGUCUCCCAGUCAGACAAGUCUCAAGUUGCCAACGGCUUUGGCCGUCUUGGGAGACCGGAUCUAUUGCGCCGAUAAGGACGAUGCGGCUAUUCAUGUCGUCGACAAGACUUCUGGUGCUCACGAAUCCAUUUUGCGUACCAACAUCGACAACGUGCUGGCACUCAAGAUUUACGAUCCUGAACUGCAAACAGGCACCAACGAGUGCGUUGCAAAAAAGAGUCAAUGCGCUCAUUUAUGUCUUCCCAUCGCUUCGUCAAAAUUCGUUUGCAAAUGCGCUGCCGGUUACGUGACAGAUCCAAAGAACCCGAAUGGCUGCGUCAGCGUUGACUCAUUCGUCUUGUACUCUCUCAACGGAGAAAUCAAAGGCGUGGCGCUAGGGGAGACGGCGAAUACCACGAACCACACGGAGGUCCUUGGUCCCAUUUCACGCAUUCAGAUGGCAAACAGUGUCGAUUUUCUGGCCUAUCAGGGCUAUAUCUAUUGGGUUGACAGCGACCACGGAAGCAUCGUCCGCAUUCGCCGAGAUGGAACUGGCCGUCAAAUCGUCGCACAAGGAUUAGAUUCGGUUGAAGGCUUGGCUAUAGAUUGGAUCGCCGGGAACAUGUACUGGACCAAUCCCAAAUUUGACGUCAUUGAAGUGGCUAAUGUCAAUGGAUCCUUUAAGUACGUGGUGGUAGCUGGCGAUAUGGACAAGCCUAUGUCGAUUGCUGUUGAUCCCGUGGUUGGCUUUCUCUUUUGGGCCGAUCGAGGUCGGACACCGAGGAUUGAACGAGUCCGACUAGACGGAUCUGAUCGUCGAAUUCUUGUCAACGAGUCAAUUUUUUUUACUACCGGACUGGCGCUCGAUUACCAGAACAAGAAAGUCUAUUGGUGCGAUUCCCGAUUGGACAUCAUCGAGCUUAUGGAUUACGACGGUAGCAAUCGUCGUGUACUGCUAGACAAAAGCCAUCUUGAAAAUCCGCAAGGCAUCUCUAUCUACCGUGAUCAGAUUUUCUGGAUUGACACGACGCAGGAUGGCGGGACGCUAAAUCGGGCUCCGACGUCCAACGUUUCCAAUUAUGAAGUGGUUCUAUCGCAACUAGGCGAAUCUCUCAAGGACGUCAAGGUGUACAGCAAGGAAAGGCAGGAAGGCACAAAUGCCUGUUCGGUUCGCAAUGGCGGCUGCAAGGAGCUCUGUCUGUUUAAUGGUUCCAGCGCUGUGUGUGCCUGCGCCCACGGUCAAGUCAGUGCCGACGGGCGGGCUUGUGAGGAAUUUGACGCUUUCGUUGUCUACUCGAGAAUGACUCGAAUAGAUUCGAUUCACAUUAGCGACGCUAACAAUUUUAACGCCCCGUUUCCCAGCAUCGAAUCCAAGGAGCAUAUCCGUAACGUCAUCGGUCUCGGUUACGACUACCAACGACGUUUGAUAUUUUAUUCCGACAUUCAGAGAGGCAGUAUCAACUCCGUAUACUUUAACGGGACGCGGCACAAGGUCAUCGCCGAAAAGCAAGGAAUGGUCGAAGGAUUGGCUUACGACAGCAAGGACGACUCGUUAUACUGGACUUGCAAUAGUGAUUCAACAAUUAGCAAAGCGGUUCUUAGCCAAAAGAACGCCACUGUUCAGAAAGUGGUCCGUUUGACAACUGAAGACAAACCGCGCGGGAUAGCUCUCGAUCCAUGCGACUCACGUGUUUAUUGGACCAACUGGAAUUCGCGCAAUCCUGGAAUCCAGCGAGCCUACUACACGGGAUUUGAUGUGCAGUCCAUCAUUACGACUGACAUUCGUAUGCCUAACGCCUUAGCGCUAGACUUGAUAGCCCAGAAACUGUAUUGGUCAGAUGCUCGAUUGGACAAGAUGGAACGAGCGGAUUUGGACGGUCAAAAUCGCGUCGUGUUGAGCAAAGUCUCGCCGCAACAUCCUUUCGAUAUUGCCGUCUAUGGCAACUACAUCUUUUGGACUGACUGGGUAUUGCAUGCUGUGCUACGGGCCAACAAGUACACGGGCGAAGACGUCGUCUGGCUCCGUAAAGAAGUCCCACGACCGAUGGGUAUCGUCGCUGUCCACAAUACCACUUACGACUGCAGUGCUAAUCCGUGCAGGGCUCUCAACGGUGGAUGUGAGGAUCUUUGUCGGCUAGAUGAAUACGGAAAGGUCUCCUGCCAAUGUUUCCCCGGGAGAACGGUACUGCGAUCGGAUCCUAGUCGUUGCGGAAGGCAAAGCACCAAUUGUUCGGCAUCAGAAUUCGAAUGUAGCAGCGGUAACUGCAUUCCAUUUCACUUCACAUGUGACGGUGUGGCUGAAUGCCCCGACUUUUCCGACGAAUUACCCACAUAUUGUCUCUUCCGCAAAUGUUUGCCCGGUUUCUUCCAGUGUCAAAACAGCAGAUGUGUGUUGCAAAAUGCCUCUUGCGACGGACAAAACGACUGUGGAGAUUUCAGUGAUGAGGCGAAUUGCACCUGCAACACUAGUCAAUUUCGAUGCACGUCCGGUCAUUGUAUAUCUAAUAGUUUUAGAUGUGACACAGAUCCCGAUUGUCCCGACGCUUCAGAUGAAAUGGGUUGUCCCCAACCUAACUGCACCUUAAGUAGAGGUGUCAAUGCUCCAGCUCAAAAAUUGCAAAAUUGUCGUAAUACGACAGCUUGCAUUCACCCGGCAUGGAUAUGUGAUGGCGCCAAUGAUUGCUGGGAUAAUUCGGACGAACUUAAUUGUACCAGCCCCGGAUCGGCGGCUGGGCCGUCUGGGGGUUCACCAGUUACAGAUGGCCAAUCUUGCCCGGCAUCAGCAUUCCAAUGCCGCAACGGAAAGUGUAUCACGCAUGCCUGGCUGUGCGAUCGCGAUGACGACUGCGAGGAUGCCACAAAUGGAACGCUGAGUUCGGACGAAAUCAACUGCGACUACACCUGUCGGCCCGACCAGUUCAAAUGCAAUAAUUCAGAUUGCAUUCCGUCCAUGUGGCGUUGCGACGGCACUGAAGAUUGCACUGACGGUUCUGAUGAAUCGGGUGAGUGCCAGACGAGGGUAUGCGGUGAAACGGAAUUCCGCUGUAAUGCCACCGGCCGAUGCAUACCCUCUUUGUGGGUAUGUGAUGGUGAUAUCGACUGUUCAGAAGAUGGGUCGGAUGAGAACCCAGCGGUCGGAUGUAGCUCGAACCUUUCGCCCGACAAAUCCCGGCCGGCUUGUCAUCAUAACGAAUUCCGCUGUCUCAAUCGCCGCUGCGUCCUCAAGUUGUUCUACUGUGACGGUGAUGACGAUUGUGGAGAUCUCAGUGACGAACCACCUUACUGCGCUCAUGUGAGCAAGCACCAUUGCCCGCCCAACGAAUUCCAAUGCCGCAACCGGAAAUGUAUCCCUCGAGCAAAGACAUGCGAUGGUCGCGACGAUUGCGACGACGGUUCCGACGAAGACGUCAUAUUUUGUUCGAUGCCGGCCAACACCAACGCCACAAAAGGAGAAUGUCUAGCAGGCCAAUUUCGUUGUGCCAAUCGGCUCUGUGUCAACUCUACGCUGCUGUGCGAUGGUCGAAACGAUUGUGGUGAUUACAGUGAUGAAAGCAAAUGCAACGUCAACGAGUGUGAGCCCAUUAAUCCAUGCCAACACACCUGUGUCGAUAAACCCGUCGGCUACGAAUGCCAAUGCAAUGCGGGUUUUAAACCAAACCCUAAAGACCAACACCUCUGCUCCGACAUAGACGAAUGCGCUCUGCAUCCUCGUCCAUGCUCUCAAGUAUGCCGCAACACAUUCGGCUCCUACGUUUGUUCCUGUUCUGCUGGGUACAUUUCGAUUCAUAACGGGAGCAGCUGCAAGACCGAUUCGAGCUUUGCCCCUACCGUCUUGUUCUCCAACCGCUACUACAUUCGUGAAGUGCACCUCCACAACCGCAUGGCUUCAGUUCGUGCCCACAACUUGACGAAUGCCGUUGCCCUUGACUACGAUUGGCUAGAACAAUGCCUCUACUGGUCAGACGUGACCGAGUACGGGUCGAGUCUUAAACGACUUUGCGGAAACGAUACAAGCCAGGACCAGCAACAGACCUUGCAUUCGGCCACCCUUCAAAAUCCUGACGGGUUAGCAGUCGACUGGGUAGGUCGCAACUUGUAUUGGUGCGACAAGAAGACGGACACGAUUGAAGUUUCUAAACUGGAUGGCAGAUUCCGUAAGAUCUUGCUGCACGAAGGACUACAAGAGCCACGGGCAAUCGCUUUGGACCCCAGUCAAGGCUAUCUGUACUGGACAGAUUGGGGUGACAAGGCGCACAUUGGCAAAGUUGGAUUGGAUGGUAGCCAACCACGGGUCAUAGUCAAUACAUCGCUUGGUUGGCCGAACGCGUUGGCCAUUUCCUACGAAACGAACGAAGUAUUUUGGGCGGACGCUCGUGAAGAUUAUAUCGCUGUCGCAGAUUUGGAAGGCCGCAAUCCUCGUAUUGUCCUCAGCCGUGGAGAAAACACCAACGCCCGUCUCCACCACAUUUUUGCCCUUACAGUCUUCGAAGAUUCCAUCUACUGGACGGACUGGGAGACGAAAUCUGUUGAGAAGUGCCACAAAUACAACGGUGGUGAUCGAGAAACAAUUAUAACGACAAUUCACAGACCCAUGGACAUUCAAGUGUACCAUCCGUUGCGGCAAAGGCCGUUAGAGAAAAACCCUUGCGAAAACAAUGGCAAUUGCACAACCUUAUGCCUACUGAAACCCGGCGGAGGUAGCCAGUGUGCUUGCCCUGAGAAUUUCAUCUUAGCCAGCGACGGGGUCUCGUGUCUCAAUAAUUGUUCGUCGUCGCAGUUUGUUUGCGCCACCACUUACAAGUGCAUUCCCUUCUGGUGGAAAUGCGAUACUCAGGACGAUUGUGGCGAUCGAUCGGACGAACCAGCCGAUUGUCCAGCCUUUACCUGUAUGCCCGGACAAUUCCAGUGUAGCAACGGCCACUGCAUUCACCCAUCGUUGCUCUGCAACGGCGAAUCAGAUUGUGGCGAUGGAUCGGACGAAACGAAAUGCGAGAAGCACACCUGUCUUAGUUCUCAAUUCAAGUGCCGAGGCAAUGGAACGCUGUCGGAUCGUUGCAUCGACUCUAAUCAACGCUGUGACGAUCAUGCCGAUUGUCCUUUGGGUGAAGACGAGAAAGAUUGCCCGCCCGUAACUUGUCCAUCCAAUCAGCAUCGCUGCGGCACCGACAGCAAGUGUAUUCCAGCUGUUUGGGUCUGCGACGCUGAUCAUGACUGUCCCGAUGGGUCUGACGAACCAGCCAAUUGCACUCAACGUGCUUGCCCCGACAACCAUUUCCGCUGUCGUUCCGGGCGUUGCAUACCUUCGACGUGGAAAUGCGACGGAGAUAAAGAUUGCCCUGAAGGUGAAGACGAACCUCCGUCUUGCACGAAUCCCGACAUCCACACUUGCGAACCAACUUAUUUCAAGUGUGAAAACAACAAGUGUAUUCCUGGUCGGUGGCGUUGCGAUUACGAUAACGAUUGUGGCGAUGGAUCGGACGAAAAGGGUUGCACCCCACGAAACUGCAGCGAAUCGGAAUUCCGUUGUGGCGACGGCCGUUGUAUCCGCGGAACGUUACACUGCAACGGUGAGUUCAACUGCGACGAUCGAAGCGACGAGGCUGACUGCAACACCACGUGCAGCGAAGGCGAAUUCCAGUGCGCCAAUCCCAAAUUCUGCAUCCAGGCGGAUUGGCGUUGCGAUGGUGACGUUGAUUGCGCCGACGGGUCCGAUGAAUUCCAUUGCAACACGACUUGCUCACCGGACGAUUUCGCCUGUGCCAAUGGAGAAUGUACAUCGCUCCUGUGGCGUUGCGAUGGCGAUAAUGAUUGCAGUGACGAGUCAGAUGAAUCCAGGGAAAUGUGUGCUCAUCUGGGUUGCCCUCCCGGCAAGUUUCGGUGUCGCAACUUCCUCUGCAUUCCCCAGACAGAAGUGUGCGACAAUUAUAAAGAUUGUAAAGACGGAUCCGAUGAAGAACCAGCCGUCUGUCAGGCACAAGGACUUUGUUUGCCGCAUCAAUUUCGAUGUCGAAGCGGCCAUUGCAUCAAUGGAUCAAUGGCUUGUGAUGGGUUCAACGAUUGCGGUGACGGCAGUGACGAAAUCAAUUGCCGCAGUCCGUCAGUCUGCAGCUUCGGCAGAUGCUCUCAGUUGUGCGUAGAGAAAAAGGGAGGUAACCACAGCUGCAUUUGCGCUCCUGGCUAUGCAGCCAUGUCAACAGGAGUAAGCAAACCGAAGACGUGCUUAGCUGAUGGCAACCCAAGUCAAUUACUGAUUGCCAGCGACAACAAACUGCGGCGGCUGAGCCCUUUCAAAGCUGGAGAUAUUUCCGAUUCCGUAUUCAGUCCUGGCAGUAUUCGUAUUGAAGCAGCCGAUGUAUAUUACAACGCAACAGAGGUCAUCGUUUUCUGGAGCAGUGCCCACAACAAGAGCAUCCAUCGCUACGACAUGGCCUCGUCGAUUCUGCAUGAGCUCUCCGCUUUGGACGAAGCCCCGCCCGCCAAGCGAAAUCGUCGAAGUAAAACGGAGACUCUUCUCACUGGAUUGGAGGAUCCAAGAGGUCUGGCAGUCGACUGGUUCGGUUUGAAUCUCUACUGGGUUGACGGGACACAGAAACUAGUUGGCGUCGUAAGCUUUGACGGUCUGCUGCGACGCCAUUUGAUCUCUAGUGAACUGGAUCAGCCUCAUGAUAUCGUAGUCGAUCCGCUAUCCGGUUCCAUGUUUUGGUCGGAUCUUGGUCUCAAUGCUCGUAUCGAAACAGCUCGGAUGGACGGCAGCUUGCGGCGCAUUCUAGUCGAUUCUGACAUCCUUUACCCAACUGGUCUGGCAAUUGAUUAUCCAGCUCGAAGACUUUACUGGGCUGAUCCCAAAACGGGAACUCUGGAAAGUACCAACCUGGAAGGCAAGGAUCGCGUGGUAGUGCGGCGGUUCCGCCUAUCAGUUGAGGACAAACCAUUUAAGGUUGACAUCUUUGAGGACACAAUAUUCAUGGUGAUGCAUCAAACUCAUGGAAUCGCUCGUAUUAACAAAUUCGGACAAGGUAAUCUAACAACGCUGGUGUCUGGAUUGAAUCGAGCGUCUGACAUUAUCGUCGUGCAAGAGAACAAACAAACGCAUCAAGUUAACAACCCUUGUAGCAACAAAUGUAAUCCAGGCGCAUUGUGUCUGCUCAACUCACCCACCAGCCGCACCUGUUCUUGCACCAUGUCGAUGACAUCGACUGUGGUGGGCUCCGAUGUGACUUGCCAACCGCCUGUUUGUGGUCUGGAUUGUAAUUCGGGCAAGUGUAUCAUCGACGAUCGGGGAAUGGCCAGCUGUAAAUGCCCUUCACUCUACGAGGGUGAUCGGUGUGAGCGCUAUCGCUGUUCCGGCUAUUGUCGCAACAAGGGCGUCUGUUAUCCAGAUUUGCUCGUAUCAGAUCCGCCGCCCUUGAAAUGUAGCUGCACCCCGGAGUGGACGGGAGAGCGGUGCGAAACGCGUGCGACAGCUUGCGAAGACCGUUGCCAGAACGGGGGCUCGUGCAUCCAAACGGCAAGUGGAACAUCGUGCUCGUGUCCACCUGGUUUCUCCGGCGAAUUUUGCGAAAAUUGCCCAUCACUAAAUUGUUUACACGGCGCUUUCUGUCGAGCCAUAGAGAAAGAAACGAAGAACAAAGAGAAAGAAAACCGUGACAAGAACAGCGAAAAUGACAAGGAGAGGAAGUUUGUCUGUUCGUGCCCGCCCGGAUUCUCUGGUGAACGAUGCGAGCGCUCCGAAUGUGAUGACUACUGCCCUCAGAGUGAAUGUACCAUGAGCGAAUUAGGAGUUCCGCAAUGUCUGUGCGCUCCUGGCUUUACUGGGAAGAAAUGCGACAAUGACGUCUGCGCCGAUUUCUGUUUAAACGGCGGCGAGUGCUUGCGUGGCGCGAAAAAGAUCACCUGUCACUGCCAUCAGGGUUAUACGGGCAAACGUUGCGAGACCCGUAUCGAAUGCGCCGAUCCAUCAGAAUGCAGCGGGGGGAAGUCAAACGCAACGUCCGUCGUCUGUAACGGUGUCGACUGCCUCAACGGUGGUACCUGUGUCCCUAUAAGAGGACAGGCUUUCUGCCGCUGUGCGGACGAUUGGGCGGGAAUGCACUGCGAAGAUUACCGAGGCGAUUACAAUGCUUGCAAAGCCAUGUGUAUUAAUGGCGGUGUUUGCGUCUCGACCAUGCCAUUGAGUGUACCACGUUGCGAAUGCUUGGCUGAUUGGACCGGACCGCGGUGCCAAUAUCGCAAAUCUUGCCUCAAUUAUUGCUUUAACGGAGGAACGUGUUCACUCAAUCCCGACGAAGAUCUCAAGCCCACUUGCCUUUGCCAAGAUGGGUUCUAUGGCGUACGCUGCCAGACGCUAGGCAGUGAUAUAAAUAAUUCCAGUAGUCCAUCAAGCAGCGGCAAAUCGUCAAUUAAUGGCACAGUUACCGCCAUCGUCGUUGUCUUGGUCAUCAUUGCCGUCCUGGUCGCGGCGGGCAUAGCAGCAGUAACCGUCAUGCGAAAGCGUCGAAGGGGAAAGCCUUUCAUGCACGUGAGAAUGCAAAGCCAAGAAAACGUGGAAAUCAGCAACCCUAUGUAUUUGAGAGAGGAUGCUGAUGAAGACGUAGAAUCUUUGGAUCCUACCUUUGUGAUCGCUAGCAAUAAGGCGACCAACUUUGCUAAUCCUGUCUACGAGUCGAUGUACAACGACGCGGCGGCGGGCAGUAGCGUCAACGAGGAAAAGAAAGGAUUACUUCACAGCGAACCGUCACAUCCCCUUGAGCCCCAUAAGAAUCAUCCUUUGGCCGAAAAUAGCGAAUCUUUUACCUAAAUAUUUUUUUAUUAUUAUUUUAUUUUUCAUACUCUCUCUGGCAGCCUUUGGAUUCGCCAACGACAAUGCCACCAUCCAAAUGUAUAGGCCAGCUUUGUUGAGCUGGAACCAGUUUGUGGCUGGUCACACCUGUCCAGAAGGGGAUGAUCUCCAUUAUUAAAAAUAAUUUGACCGUCAGGCUGACUGCGUUUCUGAUAGUUUUUUUUUUUUUUUCUUUUCGUUCAAAUUGCACGAUGUUCAAAGUUGUUGGCGCCAGUUGUGCUUCGUCAAUGAAGCUUUGGCGAUGUCGUCAGCUGCUCAAAACUAUACACUAAUUGUAUCAUAUCUUUUCGCGUAACUGGACAGCAAUUAUUUGGCCAAUGUGAUAUCUCUUUUGUCUAUUUCACGGAUGCUCUGCAGGCAGCUCGGGUGACAUUGGGCAAAACCAAGUGGAACUUUACUCAUCCUUUUUACCAGACACUUUUUUAAAAAUUUAUCAUUUUCCCUUUGAUUUGAUUUUGUUUUCAAGUGCAAGCAAAAGCAAACAGGCUUUCAUGGAUUAUUUGGUCCAUUUACCUUGUUUUCGGAAUGUAACAUGACAUGUUUUGAGUUGAGCGAGUUCCGUAAACAGUUGUGUUUGUAGUUCUUGAUCAUCUCCUUGUAAUCAUGCUCUCUGGAUUUAUACAACUUUGUACCGAUCAAUACACAAACAAACAAACAAA